Molecule: messenger RNA, 528 nt
Organism: Clonostachys rhizophaga
Lineage: Eukaryota; Fungi; Ascomycota; Sordariomycetes; Hypocreales; Bionectriaceae
Source: the annotation of a GenBank genome assembly
ACCUUGGCUUUAUACCUCGACUCCUAUCUCUUUGUAUUCGCUGUGGGAAUCAUGCAGCAUGCCGUGGGAACCAAUGUGAGCCUAGAAAUUUGCAGCGCGGCUAUACUGGUAUGCCUUGGUUGCUACCUUUCUACUAAGCACAUUGUCCGAGGUAUGAUUAAAAGGCGACUGGACAGUAAGUUGUACAUAUUCAACUUUGUUACCUUAACUCUGGGCUACAUUGGGAUAUCCAUUCUUCUUUAUCUCCAUCGCAUUGCGAGAUUCGAUGACGGCCAGUGUGUCAUCGGAAUGGAGAGAUUUAGCAUCAUUCCAUUCCUCGUCUUCGGCACAAUCGUUGAUAUCUAUCUGUCUAUAAUUUUUUUCAUCCCUUUCAGAACGCUGUAUCAGUUCAGAGAUAUCAAUCCGACACCUGCAUCAAAGAGACUCCGAGGAAUUGCUCUUAGAAGCUUCAUCGGGGGGUUUGCCGUCCUUACUACGAGCGUCGUGUAUGUUCUUGCGGCAAUCCAGUUCUCAGCAAUACUGCGUUAG